AUGUCUGCCGCUUCCGGCGGAGACCUUCAAGGUCGUGAGAAGGAUAGCAAGUACCGAGCGUACGCGAAAGCCGUCGAUCAAGCUCUGAAAACAUUCGAGACGCCCAAUGAAUGGGCCGACUUGAUCUCGGCUAUCGGAAAGCUCGCAAAAGUGCGUUUGAACUAAAUGGAUUGCGAAAUUUACUAAAAUAUGACUAAUUUUCAGGUUAUUCAGUCAAAUGCCAAGUUUUGCACAAUUCCGAACAGAGUGACAGUGGCCAAACGACUCUCGCAAUGCCUCCAUCCCGCUCUUCCGAUGGGUAAGUCCAUGAAUACUUUAAGAAUAAGAGAACUCACAUUUUGAGAAUAUUUCAGGCGUCCAUCUGAAAGCCCUGGAUACUUACAAGCAAAUCUUCGAAAUUCUGGGGCCCAGCAAACUUCCGGAGUGUCUGUAUUUGUUCGCGGUCGGCCUCUUCCCACUCAUGGAUCACUGUGGAAUCAAAGUAAAAUCCGAACUUUUCACAAUUUUCGAAAAUUAUUUGGUGCCAUUGGGAACCAAUUUGCGGCCGGCUCUUCCCGGCUUUCUCGGCGGAGUUUUACUUGCGCUUGAGGAAGGAACUGAGUUUUAUGACAGGUUUGUCUUUAUUUAGGAUAAUAAACAUUUGAAAACAUCAAAAAUCCUUCAGAUCUUUCAAUUUGCUCGAUAAAGUGUGCGUACAAGUCGGUGAGCGAGCCUUCUACGCAUGUCUCUGGCAAGCAAUACUCGGCUCUCCGCCCGUCCGGCUCCCGGCUAUGAUUUAUGUGAAUGCGAGAUUCGACAGAUUGAAAAGUUUCGAUGAUCAAAGUAAUAUAGUCGGAGAUCAUGUGAAUCACAUGGUAGGCACACAACUCUUCAACAAUUCUCCUAAUUUUGUCAUAUUUCAGGUUGCUGCUCUCUGUGCAACUGCAGAUGACACGGGCUCUCCAUUAGUUCAACGCUGGCUGCUCGACUUCCUCGUUUCCGCGUUCCCACUCGACAGCACCAAUUUGACCGACGAAGACUUCGUGCAGCUGCUCCGUCGGUGUCUUUUCGUCGUGCUUCGCAGAGACAUGUCCCUCAACCGGCGACUUUACACGUGGCUAGUCAACAGAAGUGGCGAGAGUCGAGGCGUCUCCGGAUUGUCCCUGGGCGGUCCGGACGAUGGAAUCGACAUGUCGUUCUUUAAGGAAAGAGUUUUGGGACUGGUCAGCAAGGCUCUGCAAGAGUAUCUGGCACUGGAUACAAUUGAAAGUCCGAUCGCCAAUCAUCAACAUUCUAUUUUUGGAGAUCGGAAAGAAGGAGAACAGGUGCAAUUCGCUGAAGUACGCGUCUGUCGGCUGCUGCUCUAUGUUCAGGAUCGAGCAGACAUUGGGAGAGCGAUUCUGGAAGCUGUGUUUGCGGAUUUUCUAAAGAAAUCUGCAGAAUUUCACCAGCAUUCAAAGAAAAAACGGAGAAAGAGUGCAUCGGUUGUGGAGAAAGCACGGAAGCCAGGAGACAGAGAAGGACUUCAUUUAGACCUGAAUUCCGUUCACUCUCGCUCCGAUGAGAUCACUUCCACGUCGUCGGCGAUUGUGGUGAUAGAUGAGGAGGAUGCGGUGCAAGUACGGAGGAUCGAUGAGCUCUCGAAGACAUUCAAUAUGCUUCUGAACUCUCUGGAGCAGGGAUUUCUGUGGACUUUCCUCGGCAACUGGUACACACAGAUUGUGGAAAGCGAAGCGGUUGUUGGAGGGCAAAUACAUGAUUUCGCGCAGGUCUAGUAGACUUAAAUAGGACUGAGUGAGCAUAGUUGUUUUCAGGUUGUCACAGUAUGUCUGGAAAUGAGCAACGUCGAAAGUGACCCAACAAUCCGUUCCCAACAUUUGCCCCGUCUUCUCGAAGUCGUGCUCCGCGGACUUGCCAGCAAGAAUCUUCUAUUUUCAUCCGAUCAACACGAUCUUCUUCGGUUGUAUACCGUCUGUCAGAAACUUUUGGAAAUAAGCACAGCUCAUCCACCAUCGCCGAUCGAAGGUGAGUGAUAUUUUCCAGUGUACCAAAUUUUGGGGAUGCUUAGCGAAAUUUUGUAAUUUGUAGUCUAAGCAGCACGAAGAUCUCGGUCUGCUGGCCUGAAAGCUUCCCAUAAUUGUUCUGUUUCUCUAACCCUUCCUCAUUUUUAGUUUGCGAAGCCGCCGAGGAUACGCUGUCACUGAGCCAGGAAGUCACCGCAGUUGAGCAUGGUUCGGUUUUCGUUCACUUUAAAUUUUUUAGAAGCUUUUCCUCACUCGACCGUUUCUCUCAAUCACUAAUCGAUCAUUUUCCAGAAGGCAGCCAAACGGACGCGUGCCUCACCCAAUGCGUCGCAGCUCUCUCGGCCAUCUUCGAAAUCUACACCGCAUCCAGAAGCCCCUCACUCAUUCCGCUCAUUGACGCCUCCACUUCUCUUCUUCACUCGUUUCUCGACGUGCCUAUAUAUUACGUGGGACUUGACAGUCACGUGGACCUAGAUUUGGAGCACGACGUCCAGCCGUGGCUCAAGAAUAUGCUCAAAGUGAUUGAUGGACCUGGGUGGCUGAAAGAAAUGCGAGCGGGAACGUGUACAGAUGUGUCGGCUCGUGCCUCUUUGCUGGAAUUGCUGUGUAAACUCUACGUAAAAUCGGUCAGUGUGCUUCAGCAGCACGAAGAAGCGUCUCAGCGGCCGCAUGAUGAUUACUUCGACGAAAUGACGCACGUACUUCUAAAACCGCUCCUCGGAAAGCGAGACGUUCAGUUUGUGGAGCAAGGAAGAGUGUUCGGCACUUGCGGAGAAGCCGUUUGGCUAGGAAUCGCCUCCAGAAGAUGUUAUAGAGAACAACAACGACUCGCGCGUCUUCUCGUUGAUCUACACUCCAGAAAACCAAACGAUGCGAGCAGUGACGUGGAGAAUAUCAUUGUACAAGCGCUCACCUCCAACGACGAUCUCGUUUGUACAGAAGCCGCCAAAACACUGCACAGAGUUUGGGUCUUGACUCGAAAUGUGCUGGAAGAGCAGCAAGGAGCGUCGACGUAUCGGAAACCGUUCAAUCGGGCGGUCAUGAUCCUGCUGGGAGUGCUCGCCGACGAAAGUGUAUCGAGAACAAGAACGGAGUUGAAGGCAGCGGCUUCCGCGUGGUUCGCCGACUGUGCCAAACACAACGACCUGCCCAGAAUCGUCCAAAUGCUCUCCACAAUGCUCAUGAAUCCAGUGACUGCCCGCAUUUCCAUUCAAUACAUUCGCCAGGAGAUCAAGAUGACGUCGGAGGAAUGCACGGCGAUACCAGCGGAUGUUUCUGCAGUCACUCUCAUGACAAUCGACGGGAAGCAACGAUUAUAUCACGUCACUGGACCCUCGUGUACUGAUGCCACGUGGAUCACCGAAGUUCGCAAUCGUCUCCUUCUGACGUCAACGGAAGAAGUCGCGCUGGCGCAUAGCGGAGAGCAGCGACACGUGUCGCCAUGCCAGGAUUCAGUGGAUAUGCCCAAUUUCGACGAUGACACCGACUCGCUUGACACUCUUUCAAUGGGAAUGGAAAGUGUGGAAGACGUGGUGAAGGACAUCAUGGCGAUUCUUGUGGACAACGUUUGCGAAGAGUACGAGGAGGAGGAUAUGGAGAGGGAACGUCUGAACACGUUGUUGAAUGGAUGCGGAAUAGAAGCCGCAGGCGCCAGUUUUAGUCUACGAGAUCCUUCCGAGGGAGAAGAAGAAGAGGAGGAGGAGGCGACUGUGAAGCCAGCACCGAUUUGUCCGGAUCCAAUCGUGCAAAGAGUCAAAAAAGGACAUCGACGGCAGGAUUCACUGCAGGAGAGCAUUUUCAACAUGACCGAGAAAGAUCUGUGCGCAUUUGACACAUCAGAAAUCUUCAGGCCGUCUACAGAAACUGUGAAAGGGAAGGAUACGUCUACCUUCCCCGGAACAGUUUCCUCCGCCAGCUCCACAAGCUCUGCGCCCGGAUCUUCUUCUCUUUUCGAGGAGAUGCACACCCAUAUGCUGCUGUACGGAGAGAGCGGAAAAGUGGUCGAUUUGGCAAGAGCCGAGACUGCGUUCCGAAUUCUGUCGGCCCUUCUCUCGCCACGUGGAGCCACUGGAAAUCGGAUGCUUCUCAACUGUCUCGUGUCGUCCGGAACUACUGCGACGACGCCCGCGUCUCCAGAAGAGCAAUCACUGGUCGAGUUGAUGCAAAGACAUGUCAGAGCCAUUCUAGGACAACAUUUCUGGUCAGCACCAGCUUCUGACGAGGAGAAACACAAACACAUCACACUCCUGGAGCUUCUGAUCACAAUUUCACUCCAUUUUCUCCGCUCCUACUUCCUCAACUCUCCAAUCUCUCCGGUCACCGAAGCGGAUUUGGCGUCUCUUUGGAAGUGCAAGAUUUCUGCGUUGGAAUUCCUGUGUGAACUAUUCCGCGAGCUGUCCGCAAUGCUCAAUGAGCACGAAUCGAAGCAGUUCGUACUUUUUGUGCAGACCAUUCUGAAUCGUUCCAAACUGCAAAAGUGUCUUCUCCAUUUGCUUCUCACUGCCGUCGACCACAAUCCGGCGGAUAACAAGCCCUACACGACGUCCGGAGUGGCGCUCUCGGUAUCGAUCAGCAAGUUCAACGAGGGAUUGCUCGGAGAGUCACGGCGCCUUUCUCCGCUUCUCGCCGCCUACCAUCGGAGUCUGCUGACGUUCACAGCACACGCGAUUCGAUUGGAGUGCGAUAUCAAACGCGGAUUCAACACUUUUUCAGAUGUAAGACAGACUAUCAAUUUGGUUCUGCUUUCAAUGAGAAUUAAUAUUUGCAGGGCGGCUCCGCUCACCGGCUCUCAAUCAUCCAGUCAGUCAUCAAUCAGUCGUUCAACCGAUCCUCCAGCCGCGACAAUCAUGCCUCCACCGUCGAACUCCGCGCAUUCCUGCUCAUACUUCUGAACGCGCUCAAAAAACAACCUCAUCGACACGAAAUGUGGCUUCAAUUCGUCAUUCAGAUACUUCCCUGGGUGGAAAGGUACCAAAGCUCUUGCUUCAGAAGAAACACCUAAUUUUCCAGGUCCCUGGCCACCAUUGUAUGCCGAGUCGUCGAGCAAUUGUGCAAGAAUAUGGAGAACGCGAUGAGUGUGGCCUACGAGAAUCCGCCAACCAGCGACGUCGUUGUGGACAGUCCGGGAGAGACGCGCGACGAGCCGGAAGCCUAUCCGGCCAAUUACCUGGCGAUGACACUUGAAUCUCUCACAACUCUCGUGCAUUUCUGUGUCAUUGACAGUGCUCCAUCCACGUCUUCCGCGUCGGCGCCGACGUCUUCUGGUCUUCCGAUUGCCGGCCUAACCACUCCCGUUGCCACGUCGUCAAAUAAUGCAACCUCGAUGGUCGGUCAUGCAAUGUCAGUGAUUCCGGGAUCGAAAGUGGCGACAGAGCUGUUCUCUCAGCUCGGAAAAGUGUUCUCGAUGAGCGGAGACAGCGGAGGAGUGAUUUCCAAAAUGGAGAGCUCGCGACAACAUGGAAAUGGGUGGCGGCAGGCUCAAUCCGACAUGCUCACCUCGCUCCCCCACUCCCUUGCGACCGUAUGCAACGUUUGGACACUUGUACGAAGAGCCCAGACCCCUCUGGUGCCAGUCGGAACCAAUUCGCAGCUGCGGAGGCUCGUCCUCCAACUGCUCUCUCCGAUUGCUCAACAUCACAAACACGCGUUCCUUACGUCUCUGGCGCUCGUCUGGCUGACGCGUUCCACUGCGAAACCGACGGUGACGCUCCGGAAACAGGAUCCGGAUCGCGCGACGUUCGAGUACUCCUCCGCCCAACUGGACAUCACAAAUCUACUUCUUUCACUGCAAGUCAUUCCAUUCGAAGACCUCAUCUCUUCCGUGAAUUCCACACUGCGAGAAGCGUCCUUCAAAGCCAACAAAGUCGGAAUAACCACCAUCGAUAAAGCGAACUUUCCGACUGAAGAGCCCCUUCUGGAGCUGGUGCACUCUUGCGUGUCAGCAGUGCUCCAGACGCAACUUCGUCUGUGCUGGAGCUCACUUCUUUCGCUCUUCUCAGAAGCGCCGCUCUCGGCUCUCUCUGCUCGAGCCGUCUUCUUGCUCUUUGUGAUUCUCAGCGACUUUGUGAAAUGUGUGGGCGGAGCGUACAUUGUCGAAGACAAGGCAAUGUAUCGGAACGUGCAGGAGGUGUGCAAUCGGCUCUCCGAAGCGGUCAACGCCAUCGUCGGAUGGCAAUUGGAGACGACGACGUGGCUGAAGAGGACGCUCGUCGUGAAACAGGAUCACGGAUCCACGAGCGCGAGCAUUCGAUCCGUGGACCAGAGCCCGAUAAUUGAGAUUCAGUCUUCGCUUUCCAACCUGUCGGGAAGCUCGCAAGAGCAACAGAGCACUCGCAACUCCACCCUCAGUCUGAUCAACAAACCCGCCUCACUGGACACUCUUUCGACGACGAGCACAGUAACUGAAGGCAAGGCCGACAAGAAGAGCUCUUCGAACCUGCGAGCCUCCAUCAAAGACACCAACAACAACCGGAGAGAUCCCGCGCACAGUACCCAAGCCCUUUUCCUGCUUGCCGAACGACUCACUGAUCUUUUGGAUUCUGUGAGCAAGAGCGACGAGAAGGACAAGGUGCUGCCGACGCUCACGGCCGUCUGGGCGAACGUCGUUCCGUAUCUGAAGGCGAAGAACGCGCGGAACGCCAGAUUCUUCCUCGCCAGUUCGCAGUUGCUCGCCUCGAUGAGCUCCUACUCGUACAUGCGUCCGGUGUGGAAGAAGACGACGCUCGACUUGCUUCUGGACUCGGGAUUCUUCAAAAUGGACCACGCGGCUCUGAAACAGUGGCUCGUCGUCACCGAUCAUCUGAUGACGCACGAUCGCACGUCGUUCAAAGAUCUGCUGAAGAGCAUUUCGUACUCGCCGAACGCCUCGUUCAGUAUAAUGACAUCGAAAGAGCAGGAGUACGAGGCGAGGGCUCAGGCGCUGAAGCGGCUCACUUUUGUAGUGUUUGGAAGUCAAUUGGAUCAGUAUCACGGACAAAUGAAUGAUAUUCAAGGUGGGCAACCAAUUUCAGACUAUCACAAUCGUCCCAUUCUCAGAACGUCUCUCCGACAACCUACGAGUGUCCCAAUCGCCAGUGAUCCGUUCGGCAGUCUUCCUCUGCAUCCGCGUGCUUCUUCUCCGUCUCCGUCCGCACAGUCUCAUCGGCGUCUGGCCGAUCAUGGUCACCGAACUCGUGCACGCUCUCUCGCAACUCGAGCAGCAGCUCCAAGGCGGAGAGCUCGACGGCUUCGCCUCCUCGUCCGACCAAUGGAUGCAGUUGUACGUGGCCGCUUGCAAACUGCUCGAGACUCUGUGCACUCUUCCGGCCGGCUAUCUCUCGCACUUUCAAAUGUUCCACUGGGCGUUCGUCUCGUCGGUUUCGUCGGAGAAAACGGACAUUUUCAAGCCGUUCGCCGAGCGCAUUAAUGAUUUGUUGGCGAAGAAAUACGGAGAACUGACGCCCGAGGCGAUGAGCAACUACACUGCCUCUCUCGCCGGAAUCAAGAUUCUGACGUCUUUCGAAGAGCUCCGGCCGUUCUUUUACACUCUCGCCAAUCUGAACAAAUCGGUGCCGGAAAGCAAUGUAUACUUAAUUCCCAACUCUUUCUUCUAUAAUUUCGUCAAUUUUCAGAACACUCUUCGAGACGCGAGUGCUCUUUCUGGCAGUCUCACCUACAAAAACGCAGUGGCUCGUCUGGAAUCAGCACUCUACGUGGAUUUCUCGGAACAUCUGCAAUUUUGA
Messenger RNA from Caenorhabditis sp. 36 PRJEB53466, 7723 nucleotides. The record is from the annotation of a GenBank genome assembly. NCBI's taxonomy places the organism in Eukaryota, Metazoa, Nematoda, Chromadorea, Rhabditida, Rhabditidae.